Messenger RNA from Ectocarpus siliculosus, 387 nucleotides. Lineage: Eukaryota; Phaeophyceae; Ectocarpales; Ectocarpaceae. The record is from the annotation of a GenBank genome assembly.
AUGCGUCGCACACUCAACGUGGACGGAUACAAAGGUUCGCCCAACGAGCAAAGGUUUGGGUACGUCGAGCACCUUGACGACAUUGCCCUAGACUGUCGCGAAAGUAAUUUGAGGACUUCCACCACGUCGCACGGUAACAAUCUCCAUAUGAACAGGUUGAAGAGGGCCUUUCGGGACAAGGGCGUAGCAGGCGCGGGACGCAAAGCGGAGGAGAUAGAUCGAUCACAGGAGCCGUACUGGAAGAUCGUGCGUGUUCUCCCCGCGCUGCCUGAUUUUGUGUUUGCGUUCAAGCUUGUCAAACGACCGCGAGACUUACCACGUAAACUAGAGACUUUGCAACCUGCAGUGCUCUUCGACGGAGCAGUGAUGGGUGGGCAGGAGAGUUGA